AGGGAACGGAGCGUCGAGAUAGUCGACGAGGACGCUGGGUGGUGAGUGCCACCUUUUCGGGUACUCCUAGGUCCUACCGUCAGGACCAAGGGGCUUGUUUCUUUGGUUCUCGCGUUCCUCGAGGGAAACAAGAGAAGGACAGAUCGAUAAACCGGCGUUCGAGCCACAGGCCACGGCGUGUUCUCUCGGUUGGCUCGGCUGUGGUGCGUGGGUGCGGGUGCGAGUGCGUGGAUCCUCUGUUUUCUCGCGUGCAUCAGGACCGAAGGACCGAGGGAGGCUGUCGGAAUCUCGCGGGGUGCGGCCACGACGAUGGUGAAGGCCCCGAGCGUGGGACCCUCCGCCGGGCCCCAGGGGAACAGGAAGACCCAAACUGGCCCGGAGAUCGCGAUUAAUCCGAGGAACUUGCAGGCAGAGUUCUCGGUUCCAACCCCGGGCAUCCGAGCAGAUGGCAAUUCCUUCGGCAAGACCACCGCCGUCUAUCAUCCCCAGGUGGACGUCUCGACCCAGGUGGAUGUGCAUGGCGGUUUCGGCGCAUCCGGCGGCAGCAUUAGCAUCGACUGGGAUCGGCGCGCGACACCGCUCUACUCCCGCGAGGACAUCAAAGAGCAGUACUGCAUAACUAGCCGGCAAUUGGACGCUGUCGAGAAAUCUGAGGGCGGUUUCUUCGGUUGCCUGUCGACGAAAGGACCCUCGCCGUGCACCUCUGCCCGCACCUCGAUCCUUUCCGCGUGUGUAAGAAGCGUCCCCAGCGACGAGAACCUCUGUGACGCGCCCUACCCUCGCCGGCCCUACCAGAUCAUGUACCGUCAGCCUCACCCGACCUAUCCGAGGGGUCUCUACCGUUACGACUUUGAGGAUGAAGCCGACUGGAUCAAGAGUUCCUACUUCCGGCGCCGACCCAGAUCUUUCUGCACCGUACCCGAUCCGAAGAGGUACACCUGGCUCCCAGAGGAUGAGGAAUCAACGAAGCUGGAAGGUCCUCGACCUGUACUGCCGCCAGCGCCACCGCCGCCCACUGCUCAAGCUCCGAAAACGAAGCACGUCAGCUUCGCCAGGUCGCACACGCUUACGUCCUUUGACGUCCCAAGGAGUAGAAGUCCCCCGAGACCACAGAACCAAGAACGGCUCAUAGAUUCUCAGCCAACGAUGCAGAAUGCGAUGCUCCCUUCGUCUUUACCUUUGAUGCACCCCUACGUUCCCAGUGAACCGCGGGUUGUUGUCCUCGAGAAGCCACCGAAACGCGGCGCGAUGAAAACCCAGGCGACCCAAACGGAAAUGCCGGCCGUGUUCCGUGGACGAGUUCCUGUCCGGCUCAGUCCCAGGACGAUACAUCGCGUGAAAAUGGUCUCGCAGGGCGCCCAGACAAACGGCCUGUUCAAUGGAAGAAAAUUAACGAAAAGUUACUCGGAGGCUGGUCAGCUGGGCACGCCGUUGGGCGGCGGUCAAGCCGGAGCAACGGGGAAGGAGGAAACGGAACACGAGCCACUUCACAGGACGCAGAGCGAAGAACCGCCGAGGUCUCCCUUCCUCGUCGACACCCCACCCCCACAGGAACCCGGUGCCACCGGCGCGACGGAAGAGAUUCUAACUAAUGGGGUUCCGGAACACAUCAGACACGUUCCUGAAGGUCAACGGAGAUCCAUCGAGGUGGACGACAAGGAAAUCCUCAUAGACUUUAAGCCUGCGCCCGUGUCGCCGGAUGCACGGAUUCUCCUGAACCGAUUGUCGGAGUCGACGGAGGUGUUCCUGCCGUUGCAGAAGAGCUUCUCCGACGGCAAAAUUCGGAUCGAGAGACGCGAGCUGAUCGCUGAAGUCGGCGAACCUUGUUAUCCUCACACGUGCAGAAGGAAUCACCCGGACCCUUGGGGCAGGACCGUCAGAGCACCCGUCCAAUUCUCCUCGACGCCAGAGGACCUGUCCUUGCUCAGGGUCGCUCCACUCCACGACGAUCAUCCCGAAGAGGAGUUUCACGAGAAUCUCAUCCGGAGAGGACUUUUCCGUAAGAGGAGCGUAUCGCUGGAGGAUGGCGUGCAAGGUUUAACGUCGGACGACUUUAUGCUACCGAGAUCACUUCCUAUAUCUCCCACGUCGCCGACUGCAGUCUCAAUACCGAGGAGAAUCUUACAAGAUCCUGUACUGGAUUUCGAGUCGCCAUUGAGGCUACUGCAACGAGCAGACGCACUAUGUCCGAUGGUUUUCAGUCCGGGAUCCGCACUCUCCGGUAUGAUCACAUCACCAUUCGCGUCAAGCGAUUCGUUAGCAAACGACAUCACGAGGGACCAUAGCGAUGGAAUUUGGAACGAGUCUCAGGCGACGGUCCUCCAGGCUGAUUCGUUGGCCCUUCUGACACCGUCCUCGAGGAGGAGACACCUCCUGCUUCUCCAACAUCAACAGCGAUCCUCGAUGGACACCGAGGCGCUCGAUGUUGAGGAAACAAUGGAAUCACGUUCAUCGAGUCCUAGGAUACGUCUUGCGCCCGCGAUGACCAUUCAACCGCUAACGCCAAGGCAAUUACUUCUCAGCGUCGAAUCGUCCACCACUCCGAGCAAUGGCAGACCGAGGAGCGCGUUCCGUCGUCCGAGUCCUGGUCCGCCGUUGUCGCAACCGCAGUCGCAAUCGUCGAGCGAGUUCGGUUUGAGCCUCGCGAGGACCGACUCGGGCGGUCGGACGAACACCGACCUGUCCGAGACCUCCGAGGACUACGUCACUGCCAACACCUCCACCGAGACUGGGACCACAACCGGCACCUCGGCGACGACCAGUUCCUGGUCGAGGCCGCCGCAGACAUCCAGCGCCGCGGCGUCCGCCUCGGCGACAGCCACUGCCGCCGAAGGAAGCUCCUUCGAGAGUGCUAGUUCCAUUUACAGCUUGGCUCGCAGCGAGGCUGUCGUUGAAGAACCGUGCAGUCCGCCGCCGAUACUGGAGGAAACGGAAAUUCCGUUUGGAUUGGAGGUGCCAGCAUCGCCGGCGAGGUCCAGCAGCAGCAGUAGCUCGGGCAGCUACGACCUGAAAGAUGCAAUGACAGAUCCGGGUCAGGAACUCGAGCAGACUGCGCCUCUGAGCGGACACACCUCAGAAACGGAACACGAUCGUGACGAAGGCCACCAUUCCUCAUCGGGCGGUUACGCCGAGUCUCCCCCGGACUCGCGCACCUGGAACGAAGAAGAACGUCGCAGGCGACGGAAAAACUUCACUCUGGACUUCAUGGGCAGCACCGUGGACACCGACCACGGCGCAGAGCCUUACCCGGAUAGCGUCGAAGUUAGCCCGACGCCGAGCCAUCGUCACAGACCGAAGGCCAAGUCUACGAGUGCUAAGAGUCCUCACCGGAACAAUAGGAAACGUGAAACUGCGCCACCAAGUCAAACGCAACAGCAGCCCCAACAACAACUUCCCAGGAGCCCGCCGAAAGAGGACUGGCGGGUGGAGUCGGCUGAAGACGCCGGCCAUGUCCAGACGUCGGACGACUCAAGCUGCAGCCAUCAUUAUCACAUGCAUCAUCAUCAUCAUCAUCACGCGCAUCGGGAGACUGCCGAAGGGGGAAGGCACAGGAGAACAAGGGAGAGUCCGCGGAAGAAAAGCGGCAGCUAUAUUUCUGCUCGGAGAAGAAGCAACGAGGACAAGGAAGCAGCGAUAACAGGUAGCCUGCCACGAAGAAGAUCACGCGCAGCGGACGACAUAGUGUGUUCGAGACUGAGUCCAGGCCGUUAUCAACACAGUCCGGGACACAACGGACAACGUGCCAUGGUUGUCGAGGCGCAGAGCCCGGAAGCGAGAUUAAAGGCACUCUCAGCGGAGUCUUUGAGGUCUGUCAGUCCUGGCAGCGACAGUGUCUUUUACAGCGAGAGCGCGGAUCAACUCACUGCCAGCCCCCACGUCACCCCUCAGUGCCAUAACUGCGGCAGAGAGGUCUCGGAAGAGAUCGUUCGACCGCCGGCAGGUUUCGCGGACUCCCCGGAAGGGCACAGGGCCACCCCGAAGUACGUGCCCGGGCACAGGCUCUACAAGAAGUUCGACAAGAAGUACCGAUCGGAGGACCGUGGCGACAGGAGGCAUCGGCGCAGCAGCGCGGGCAGAUCGGACGUCAGAGCGAAAUCCGAGGAGAGGGCCGCCACGAGGCAUGGGAGCAGAGGGUCCAUCGAUGAGAGCGCAAUGGGCAGAAAGAGGCUUCACGCGAGGAGCACGGACGUCAGUUUGGAAAUACUCACAGGUCGGGAAGACGAGGACAGCUACGUGGAGCCGUACACGAGCAGCGACUGGAUUUACAUCGGCGACCUCGAGGAGAGCCACGUGUGGAGAAGGCCGGACGGCAAGGACGACGAGGACGCGGUCCCGGAAAGUAUCGUUAAAGAACGGAGGAGCUCUCAGGAGUCGACGGAGAGCGAGAGGAACUUUUGGAAGUAUUACCAGGUAGCGACGCUCAAGAUGAUCCAUGGGAAGAUCAGCGGGGAGAUGUACAAAAGGAUACAGACGAAGAGUUUCGAGAGCGACAAGAGGGUUGUACUGAAACGCGAGUCCGGCGGCGAGUUCGGUUUGCGCAUUCAUGGCUCGAAACCGGUGGUGGUUUCCGCCAUCGAGCCCGACACGCCGGCGGAGACCUCCGGUCUCGAAGUUGGCGACAUCAUAAUGUCGGUGAAUGGUAAAAGUGUCAUGGACGCGACGCACUCGGAAAUCGUAAGGCUCGCGCACUCCGGCACCGAUGUCCUCGAACUCGAAGUAGCGAGAACCUGCAACGUGCUGGCGCCGAGGGUCGUCAGGCCAGGAACCAAAGAGGGUUCCGACGAGGCACCGCUUUGCUCCGGCUACCUAUGGAGGAAAUCCACGACCGCCUCCAGCACAGACAAAUGGGUUCGAAGGUGGUUUGCCCUGCGCCGUGACAAUUGCCUCUACUAUUACAAGACUGACAUGGACUCACAGCCAGUGGGGGCGGUAAUGCUGAUAAAGUACGACGUGGAGCAAACGCCCGAACUGAAGUUACAUAGUUUCGCGAUAAAGAAAAAGGGCGCACCGACGCUUCGACUCGCCGCCGACACUGAGGAGGCCGCGACCCGAUGGACGACUGUCGUUAAGGAAGCCAUAGAAAGAAACGACCAGGUCGGCACCUGGCUCGAAGCAUCGCUGAGAAUGCGUGAAAUGGCGCCGUGCGCCAUUCAGAGACCGGAUUGCUUCGGAUACCUGAGCAAGCAGCAAGAGCACGCCAGGAAGACCUCCUCACCGACCGGCUGGUCCAGGCGAUACUGCGUGCUGAAAGACGCGGCGCUUUACUUCUACGACGACGCGAACGCCGAGAAAGCUUUCGGAGUCGCCUGUCUUCACGGGUUCAGGGUGCACAGCAGCGCGCCGACUUCCGGCGGCAGGAGGCACGCGUUCGAACUCCAGUCGCCGGACCCCACUCAGAGGAGCUACAUCUUCGCCACCGAAUCCGACAUGGACAAGAAACGAUGGCUCGCCGCCCUCGAAUACUCGAUCGAUCGAUGGAUAAAGAUUGGUUGACACAGGCCGAUACACCGCACAAGGAGGCAAAGAAGUCGAAGCAACGAGGACACGUUGCGGUGUCCCUCGCCCGUUCCCGUAUCCGGUUCCUAACGAACAUUGUCGCGAAUCACGAACUCGCCCACCAUCGUCAUCGUCGUCACGAUCGCCGCGCGGAAAUUCAUCACGUGGAUCAUCUCGCAACUACUCGUCAAAUUCGCGAUUCUCCAGAAGUCCAAGCAUUAUUAUUAACAUUAUCGACAUUCAUUUCAACGCGAUGGUUCUCAUGUGUAUCAACAAAGGACACCAAUCUUUUUCACACGCCGCCGUUUCGGGACGCGUAACUAGAACUCACUAGCUCGUACCACGGGACUUAACAAAUUUAUUGCACGAACUUUCGAAGCCACCUGUAACGAUAAUAUUGUCGUUUUUAAUGAUAAUCGAAUCCGUCGGCACCGAUAACGCCAGUAUCACAUUGCAAAGUCGCUAAACUUUUCGCCACGUGAACGAACCAGGUACGCGUUUCCUGAAAUUUUGUACAGAUUUUCGUCGACGAUCCAUCAUCCUCCGUGCUCCCAAAUCUCGUCUUUUAGCUGUGGAUAUCUCCGAUUCUCUUCGAGUACGACGAUCUUAUUGUUACACACGAUCACCGUUCGCGGGAUAUUAAGCCAGAUUUCAAGUCGCAGGAGUGGGGGCUAGGGCACGCGACGCGCCGUAUAACGAGUGUACAUUAUAAUUCUGAACUACGAAGUGGACGGUGCAAUGCCGACAUAAUACAAUAGGAAGGGGAACAUCCGUUACGCUUCCCACUACUCCGUACAGGUGUCCCGGCGCUUCACGUGACCUACCCCCACUCCUUCGAUUCGAAAUCUGACUUAAUCUGCAGCGAGCAGUGCGCACGAUCAAUCCACACGUUUUGUCAGUCUAAGUGUCGGUAAAUGAUAUUUUACGAUCAUUCGUAGUUCUCUUCGUAGCGUUAUAUUUCUCUGACGACGAAACAUUUUCACUUACAGGGCUGGGAUUUAGCGAGAAAUCAUUUGCCACGCUAGGAAUUGUUCACGAAUAAAACUGUACGGAGAUUAUUAGCUGCUAAUAAGUUGAGUGUUCGGCAACAGAAAGACAUUCGCUAAGAUUUAAACCAAUAUACGAUUAAAUAAUGAAAGAUAUUAAUAAAGAAACACGAUCGAUGAACACAAAUACGACGACAACUAUUAACAGCUAGUAAGUCCAAUGUAAAUACAAUGCGUUUUUAUCAACGUAAGCUGUUUCUUGCUAAAUCGAUACCCUCGUAAAGCGUUCGUUUUGCGUGAUUAAGUGUGCAUUAUGUACAAUUUUAACGCUUCAAGCAACGUUUCUCAAAAUUAUAAUUAUUUCCUAGCUGUCGAUAUCGUAAUCAUACGGAAACUUAAAUGUGAAAUCAAUGAAGUUUCGUUUGUAAGUCGUGUGAAAGUACUCAUUUUGUUUUCGUUGUUUUAUGUAAUUGUGCAGUAGACGAAACAUUUACGGAUCGCGCUUGCCGAUUUUUGUGAAGUUUUGAAACACUACGAUAUUAAAUGUUCGUCAAAUGUUUAGUGAAAUUUUCUCUACCGGAUCCCAAAUGUACCGACCUUCUCUGUUCCGUUUUCUACGUUCACUUCUCGCAGUCCUCGAACGACACCGCGUCAUUUAAUUUAUUUUAAUUUAAUUUAGCCUAAGUAAUUUAAUUUUAAUUUAUAAAACGUCUUUACCACAUCGAAAGUGAACUGUGUAUAUAAAUGUAUAUAGGGUGAGCCGAGGAAAACGAAGCAUAGGAUUAUAGAAUAGGAGAACGUGUACCACGAGUAACUGCAUAGAUGACGUAGAUUCCUGAAACAACCCUAACGAAGCAAUAUAUAUAUAUAUAUAUAUAUAUAUAUAUAUACAUAUAUAUGUAAUUUCUUGUUUCUCAAUGAAUUGUAGUUGUUUUUGUCCUCAGAAUCGGUGAAUCUUUCGUCGAGAAAGAAUGAUCAUCAACAAUUUAUGCCAAUUAUCAUCAACGUUUCUGUUUCCUCUUAUGCUCUGUUAAUUGACACAACAAAUUACAAUUACUUGGAUCGCUUCAAGAAACGAAAUGUUACUAUUUCAUUUGACUGACCACGCGUUGACCGUCGAUUCUGUUAACCAUUCUCUCUGAAGAUUCGUUCGUAUCUUCGCGCGACGAUAUUAUUUAAAACUAUUAUUCUCGGCUGGUUCGAAAACACGACAUCUGCACCGAAAAAAAUUACGGCUGUAAGGUAAUCGUUGAAUUUACGGUUCGUUUCUGUUUACAUUGUCAUUAUUCUUUUAAGGAGAUACUACGUUAUUUUUUCAUUGGAGUAGUUUUCGUUGUUUGUUUACUAUUUAUUGAUUGACUUAUGUGACUGACUUUCCUCCCGAUCUUCACCCGAACUUGUACACGCACGAUCUGUACCAUCCGCGUUACACCCUAUUUGUUGUUCCCCGUGGAGGCUAUUAUUUCAUUGAAAUUACGUUGUCGCUAAUUGUAAGUGUGCUCGUCGUUAUUAUACCUCAUUAAUAAACGAACUGAACGCAACAUG
This is a messenger RNA of Megalopta genalis, 8027 nucleotides long. RefSeq lists its product as uncharacterized. Gene Ontology annotation, molecular function: protein binding. Lineage: Eukaryota; Metazoa; Arthropoda; Insecta; Hymenoptera; Halictidae. The record is from RefSeq and is a predicted model, not a curated record.